AUGAUUUAAUAUUAAUCUAUUAAGUAAUAAGUCAUAAUUUGAAAAUGAUAUUAAAAAGAUCAUGUUUAUUUUGUUAUAUUAAAAGCUAAUAUCAAUUUAUUAAAGCAUUAAUUAAAAAUGAAUAAUCUACCACAGAUUUUAAUUGAUCCAAUUGUUAAUGAAAAGGAUAUAUUAGAGACAAUAAAUGAACCACCUGAAGAUUGUAAAUCAUUAACUGUACCACUUUCAAAUUUUUUUAUUAACAAUGACGAUGAUCAUAAUAAUAAUAAUAAUGUUGACAGUAAUGGUAAUUGUAAUAACAAUACAAAUUACGAUCAAAAUUAUGGAUAUAUGAAUUAUAAUAAUCAUUUAAAUAAUAUUAUUGAUCAUUCUAAUAAUUUAGGACAAACUAUAGUUGGAAAAAUAUAUAUAGGACCUGUGAAUUCAUCAAAUUCAUCAGAUAAAUACCGUCAACUUGUAUGGGUACAAAUAUAUCAGAAAUCAUCUUCAAUUUCAUCAAAACUUAAUACACAUAAUAUAGACAUUCCAACUUUUGUAUUAUUAUUAAAAACAAGAAUAAAUCCACAAAAUUCUGAAUAUACACCAGAUUAUUAUUCACCUCCUUAUAUGAAAUUUAAUUUAAAACAUACACGUUCAAGUCCAAUAGAUGAGAAACAUUUUCAUAUUUAUACAAGAUGUGGAGAAGGUAUAACACUUGAAGGUGAAAUUGCUGAUGAACAUUCUGUAUCAUAUUGGUUAUCAAUUUUUAAUCAAAAUACAUUAAAUCCUAUUCAUAUGGAAUUUUUUCGUACAAAUGAAAUAAAAAUACAUUCUGCUCCAAAUUCUCCUAGACAUAUAAGACGACGAAAUAAUAUUACUACUGAUAUAAAUAAUAAACAUUAUUUCAAUAAUAAUCCAAUAAAUUGUAGUACACAUUCAAAUUCUCGUAUGUGUAUAUUUGAAACACUUAACGAAACACAAGAAUUAGAAAGUGGAGUGUAAUGGAUAACUCACUUAUGAUGUCACUUUUUUUUGUUUUAAUUGUUAAUAAAAGACAAAUGAAUAUCGAUUGUAAAUAAAAUAGUUUUGUUUAUUAAACACUACAUGUUGUGCUAACUGUUUAUUCUAAAAUAGUACUACGAUAACGGAUGAUACUUUAUAUAAUGGUCGUCAAAUUUUAUAGAAUAACAAAAUGAGAUAAGAUCAAAAUAUAGAAUGAGAGGUUGAAGGUCAACAAUAAUCGAGGUUUAUAGAGCAAGCUAAGAGUUAUAAAUGGAGAAAUUCAGUUCGUUCAUUUCUACCCUAAAGUUUGUGCUGAUGAUGUUAUAUUGUAGAAUAAUGAAAGCUCCAAGAUGAAACUAUCCACAGCAAAGAACGAAACUGUACCAAAUUCAUUCAUCUGAGCUAUAAAUCUUCGCUAUUAUUUAUUUUAUGCAUAAAAUAUAUCAUCCACAUAAUUGAUUCUUGUUAAUAUCUAAUGUUAAAAUACAUAGGAAGUUAAAUAAAAUGAUAAGGAUAAAAUUUACAAAAUAAUAUGAAUUCAUCAUAUUCCGAGGCUUGUCAUUUGCUGUAAAUGAC
Messenger RNA from Schistosoma spindalis, 1557 nucleotides. NCBI's taxonomy places the organism in Eukaryota, Metazoa, Platyhelminthes, Trematoda, Strigeidida, Schistosomatidae. The record is from the annotation of a GenBank genome assembly.